CGGCUCCCGCGUUGGGUGGGACCGACUCCGCCGUCCCAGUGGCCGCCUCAGGGACGGGCUGGGCUGGGCCCAGGCCCCCGCUCUCCGUGCAGCGCGCUGAGCCCACGUAGCGCUCUCGGGUGUGAUGGGGCGGGGGCGGGCGUGUUUACAGUAGGGUCUCCCCGGAACGGAGCGGGUUCGUCAGAGGGGCUUUUCUGGCCACUCGCUCCGCCGGGGCUGAAACGUUUGUAGGGACGGAGCUGAAAAGUAACCCCGCUCCCUCAGCCCCAGUCUCCUGGGAGGGGGGGACCCAGGAGUCCGAGCCCCCUUGUUCCAUGGCCUAGGCAGGGAAAGGGAAGGUCUUGGGGACUGCUGAGCCCCUCCUCCCCGUGCCAGCAGCGCUCUGACUCUAAUGCAGGGAGCGAGGGCUGGGGGAGGAUCCUGCCGCUUUAGCCCCCCUCGUGCCCACCAGCGUGGAGCGAGCGAGCUGGCGCGGGAGGCCCCGUCCUGUCCCUUCGCCCCGCUCAGCGUAGUCCCGGGGCCAGGCAGGGGGAGGGGAAAGGGGGCGGCCCCUGGCGUUGGGGUUUCUCCGGCGCUAUGAAUGAAGCUCCCAGGCCACACGUGAGGCGCUGCGCUUUGCAGAAAGGAUUCCCCGCUCGCGAGACGUCUCUUCAAAGUGCGCGGGCAGCGGGUUGCAGCUGGCUGGCUCCUCGCUUGGGGGGAUUGCCGUGGCUGGCGUGCUCUCCUGCCGCACCAGGCCUUUCCCAGCCGGGCACCUCUUACCUGGCAGCGCUGGGCGGGGAAGCAGAGAGCGCGUUUUAUUCUGGGCUGCUGUGGUUCCCCCGCUGUGUGCUUCCCCCGUGCUACAGCUGGAAAGGGGAGCUCUGGCCAGGCGGUAAAGAGAAGCAGGCGUUCCCUGGCGUUUCUUCGCUUCGGUUCCUCUGACAACCAAGAGCAAUUGUUUAAUCUUCAAUUGGCAAUAAUGUCGAGAGGCGAUGAAAAGACAGAUCUGCUCAUUCCCUCCCCCCGACCCUGCGCUACUUCCCUAGGGACAGGGAAGGAAAGUAUAACAAAUACACACAACAGAUCUGCCGAAAACAGGCAGACCUGAAGAAGAGCUCUGUGACACUACAAAGCCUGUCCCUUCCACCAACAGAAAUUACCUUGACCGGGUGCACCUUGAUGCUCUCAUAUCCUGGGACCAACACGACUACAACACUGUAAAGAACUCAGUUCAGACUCAGCAGCUUGGAAUCAGGUGCUCAUCAGUGGGGAGGGCUGGAGACCCCGGAAUCAGCAUCUCCUUCCAGCACUAACCAGGGGAUUUAUUCUUUCAUGCGGCCACUGGGAACUCUGGACUAGUCCUAGCACUACGUUGUGAUUUUUUGCAGUCUCUGCAAUAAACUACCUUUUAAGGUCAAGAUGUUAUUAAAUAUAAAAAGUGUCUUAUGGAUGUGCUGUACCUUAGUUGUAACAUAUGCACUGCAUAAAGUUAAAGUGGAAAAAAGCCCCCCUGUAAAGGGUUCCCUUUCUGGAAGAGCAACCCUACCUUGCUUCUUUUCAACCUUGCCUACCUUACCCCCCAGCUACAACAAUACAAGUGAAUUUCUUCGAAUCAAAUGGUCAAAGGUUGAACAGGAUAAAACCGGAAAAGAUGUGAAAGAAACCACUGUUCUGGUGGCCCAAAAUGGGAACAUCAAAAUAGGACAAGGCUACAAAGGCAGAGUGUCUGUUCCAACCCACCCGGAGGAUAUUGGCGAUGCUUCACUGACUAUGGUUAAACUACGUGCAAGUGAUGCGGGUGUGUACCGCUGUGAUGUCAUGUAUGGAAUUGAAGACACCCAAGAUGUCAUCUCAUUGGCUGUUGAUGGUGUUGUGUUUCACUAUCGUGCCGCAACCAGUAGGUAUACCCUGAAUUUUCAGCAUGCUCAGCAGACUUGUCUGAAUAAUGGUGCUGUCAUAGCAAACCCUGAUCAGCUGAAAGCUGCAUAUGAAGAUGGAUUUGAGCAAUGUGAUGCUGGUUGGUUGUCUGACCAAACGGUUAGAUAUCCAAUCAGGCAACCCAGAGUUGGCUGCUAUGGAGAUAAAAUGGGAAAAGAAGGAGUUAGAACAUAUGGAUUCCGUCUUCCCAAUGAAACUUAUGAUGUAUAUUGCUACGUGGAUCACCUGGAAGGUGAUGUGUUCCAUGUGACACUGCCCAACAAGCUAACCUUUGAAGAAGCUAAGAAGCAGUGUGAGAAAAGGGAUGCAGUUCUUGCUACAGUUGGGGACCUGCAUGCUGCCUGGAGGAAUGGCUUUGACCAAUGUGACUAUGGCUGGCUGGCUGAUGGCAGCGUGCGUUAUCCUGUGUCUGUGGCUAGAAUCCAGUGUGGAGGAGGUUUGCUUGGGGUGAGAACCCUGUAUCGCUAUGAGAACCAAACAGGCUUCCCCUACACACAUAGCAAGUUUGAUGCCUACUGCUUUAAACGUAAACAAAAUAUAUCAGAGUCUGCAUCUGUUGAGCUGGACAUUCCUAUGGAAAGUGGGCCAGCCAAUCCAUUAACUGGGAUAGCUACUCUAAAACCCAAUAUCCCUGAUAGUUCAAUCACUGAAUCAGUUGUCACCAAAACAAAGAUCCCAUCUUUGGAAAAAGUGAUCCUGGAAAGCAAAAAGGAAGAUACAAUACUAAGUACCAGAGGGGGUGAGAAAAAACAAGAAGAGAAGAUGCCUAAGGAGAACAUUAAGUUAACUACUAUUCUACCUCAGAUUGUCACAGAUGGCAAAGUAGAUACUUCUGAAUCAUUGGAAAUGACUAAAACUGAUUCUACACCUAGGCUAGCAGUGAGUACACCUAUACAAAAGGAGUUGGAGCACACUUAUUCUGCAGCAGAAUUAUCUAAGAAAUCAGAUAUUUCUAAAAUCAGAAAGGAAGUUUAUUUGUCCUCAAUAAUUUCAGAGCAUAGAGCAGCUACAAGUGCGAUUCCCACAUCACUUCCAAUCACAGAUUCAUGGGAAGAUGUUGAAACUAAAAAUACACAAACUGUUGAAAGUCAGACUGAACAAAUAGAGGUGGGCCCAAUGAGAACAUCUGCAAAUGCCUCAGUGCAAACCCCUGUGAGAGAGUUUGCUGAAACAGAGACUUCAGUUAAACUAACAAAGGAGGAAAUGUAUCUUAGUGCUCAACCUACAAAAGAAUCAAUGGAAGCAAAAACUCACAAGAAACUAACAGCUAUUGUAAUUCCCAAAGAUCUGCACACUGAUCAUCAUGAACCUACCACAGAGGAGGUGAAUGGCAAAGGAAGCACAUACACUGUUAUGCCUGACCACAGAACUUUGGCUUCUAGCAGAAUCCCAGAAUUAGAAGUAAUUACUGUAUCAAAGACAUUCUUAGACGGUCAUACUGUAACUGCUAGGGCAUCUUCUACAGCAAGUGAGUCAACUCCAGCAGUUAGAAUUACAGAAAAACUUAUUCUAUUUGAUAAUGAGGGAUCAGCUGAAGGAAGCAGAAAGGAUUUGGAGGAUGUGCAGACUACCGAUGCACUUGAAAUUUCCUUUGGAGCACCUAUGUCUACAUCUGUACCAGCAGUUAAUCAGACAGAAGCUGAGGCCAUCACUGUCUCACAAGGUACCACUUCACCACAAGGGGUAGUAAAGAGAAUGCAGACUGACAUCUACCCAUUUCUAAAAACAGAAGGCUCAAUCGUCUUAGAAGACACUAGAGAGCCUGAAUUAAGAACAAUUGAUGUUACAGCCCCUUAUAUCACAGCAGUUAUUCCUGACUCUGAUAAGGACAAAACAGAACCUAAGAGAGAUGUUGCUAGUGAGAAAUUCACACUUGCUCCUCGAGUUUCAAGCACUCCACUACCUACUGAUAAAGAUCAGGAAAAUGUGACAGAAGAUUUGCUUCAUUAUGUGAAAACAUAUGGAGCUUUAAGAACAGGAGAUGGUAUCUCUGGAAUGGAAUUUUCUACAGCUUCUCCAGGGCAAAUUUAUGUUGUAGAACAUACAAAGCACCCUGAAGCAGAAAUUUCAACAGCAAAAGAUAAAACUAAGAUAAGUGUUGAGCCAACGGAAACAAAAACUGAUGAACAACGUACAGCUAUAUCAGCUGAUAUAGAUCAGGGUAAAGAUAUUACAAGUGUCUACCCCACUCGCAGAGCUAUAGAACUGGAAGUGAUCACAGUAUCAAAAAUAUUGCUGGAUGAAAGCAAUGCAACAAUAAAGUCCUUUCUGCCAUCGGGGCCAGCAUCAAAAGCUACAAAAUUACCAACUGCCAGUCCCCCUAUCAUGGAAGUGAUAGAAGGUUUUACAGAACAUGCAGAUGUUGUUUCAAGGUAUCACGAUACUGUGAGAACAUUUGCUCCUGCACCAGAAAUGAAACCAGAAGAAACCACUGAAAAAGCACGAUUUACUGAAGACCUUACAUUUACAGAUAAAGAGUUCACAAAAUAUGCAGUCACAGAGGGUGGCCAGAUAAGUACUGGAACAACCAUUAAAGAAGAAUUAUCUUCAGUGACAUCCACUACUGUAAAAGCCUAUGAAGAAAAGGUUGUACCUAGUGCAGGAAGAGAAGGGCAACAAGAUGAUUUGAUUGAGGAAGGAAGCACUAUAGAGCAGGGCCAAGAUCUAGGAAUCUCCAGAGCGAUGAUUACUAUUCACCCACAUGUGGAAACUCAAGAUAUAGAAGGAACAGUAUUUCAAAAGGAACACUCUACCAAUGGUGAAGCUAUGGUACAAAUGGUUACUGCCACAGAGUCCACAGCAUCCAUUUCUAAAAUGGAUGUGACAUCUACUCAAGUACAUGUGGAAACAGAUGAUCAGAAGGUUGUCUCUAAAUCUGAAUCUGCUCAGACCACUGUUACUGAAAGACAAGAUGUGAUCCAAAUUACUGAAGAAACAGUGGAAGAAAAAACAUAUGGAAUUACUAUAGAGCAAUUGGCUACUGCCACUGAUUCUACUGCAACUACUUCUAAGGUGCCUGUGACAUUUGUCCAAAUAUAUGAACAAAAGACAACUUUAGAACCUGAAUUGGCUCACACAGCUAUUACUGAAAGGCAGGAUGUGGACAUAAUUACUGAAGGAUCAGCAUAUGGUGAAAUACGUACAACUACAGAAGCUUUCGUGCCUGAUAUAAAGAUAAGGGAUUAUGAAAAAGUUCUAGUGUCUGGUGAAACAACCACUGGGACCAUACAGCUUGUACUGUCUCCAGAAGUUGUUGCUGUUACUGAACACAAAGUAAAGACCACUGAAGUUAUGCCAGUACCACCAACCACUGAAACUGAAGUAGAUGAAGGUGGAGUACCACGCAUCAAACAAGAAAAUGAAACAGAAGGCAGUCGUGUGGUGAGUUGGGAAUCCGAGUUACCUUCACAUACAGUGCCUACAGGUCCUUCUGCACCAGAAGGUAUUACUCAUCGGAUUGAGAAGUCUACUUCUGUGGAAAAAGUGGAAAAUUUUACAACUCAUAAUCUGGAAGGUUCAGGAAUAUUGGAGGAACCUAAAGGAAUAGAACCAAUUAUAUUUUCAACUAUUGGAACAGAUAAAACAACAGUUCUAAGUGCAGUAGACAAAAUCCAACCAACUUCAACUACCAAGUCCUUUGUUACUACAACGCCGCCAUGUAUAAUUGACAGGGAAGAUGAGGAGGAAACAAGCAUAGACAUGGUAAUAAUUGAUGAAUCUAUUUCUCCCAGUAAAAUCACUACUGAUGAUGGUCUGACAGUGGAAGGCAAGACAGUGGAACCAGAAAUUGAUAAAGAAUAUUUCACAUCAUCAAGUGCCACUGCAGUUGCACGACCUACCAGACCACCCAAAGUUGAGGAAACCACAGAGGUUUUAGAACCUGAGGAAGUGUCUCCCUCUAUUCCAGACAUGAACAAUAAAUCUGACAUAACAUUAUUUGUUAUUGCCAUUACAGGCAAUGAUACAGAUCCAUUGCCUGGAUUAUUGAUCUUAUCUACACACACAACAGAUGAACCCCAUAUAGAUUCAGACUCAUCACAGGCUGAACCUUGUACCUCAGUCCCUGAUCAAGACUCUUCUGAGUAUUAUAUUGAUCCCAUUAUUUUGAGAACUUUUGUGACUGAAGAAGAUGAAGAUUGUGAAAAUACUACUGAUGUUACAAAUCCUCCAGCAUUGCAGUUCAUCAAUGGAAAGCAACAGGUGACCAGUGCACCUAAAGACACAAAAGCUGAAGAAGCAAGAAGUGACCAAAUUGAAAGUGUUACACAUUCCAAAAAUUUCAAAUUUUCACAAAUCAAUGACACUAACAUCAUAAUAUCUGAAAAUGAGGCCUCUGAUACAAUGCAACAAGGUGUAUCUAGAGAAAUAAAAGGGGCAUUUGAAGUUACACAACAACCUACAGCAGAUAUUGCAAUGUUGGAACCUGUUUUAAGUAGUGAAUUGGAAGUUGCCACUAUAGAUAAAUCUGAGGUAACGUCUGUAUAUGGGCAAUCUUCAUCAGAAACUUUAGAGACCUUAAAACAUAAUGGAAUUGAAUUUCAGCAAAGCUCAACUAAAGACCCCAAAACCUUGCCUUUGAUUACUAUAGAAUCUUCUGGAGAUGCUGCCAUUGACCCUGAGUUCCCUGGUCCUGUCUUUUCAGAAACGGGGAAAAUUACAAUAAAAGAACAUGCAGAAAAAAGUUCUGCUGCAACUUCUGCUCCCAGUCCAGUGUCUGAUAUUGCUACUGUAGAUAUAGGCAUAAAAGACCAUAUGCCAGAAAAGGAAACCUCUAUUCUAAGAGAUGAUUAUAAAUCAACUAUUAAGCCUGAUAGACGUCCCCCACUGGAAACCCUUGUAGAAACAACAACAAGAAGUCAUAUAGUAAAGUCUGUGGAAAGUCCUAUUUCAUUUAUAAUAUCAGAAGGCUCUGGAGAUGUAGAAGAGGAGGAUGUUGCUAAAACUUCAGCUAUGGUGAGAGAGACUGUAGUUACUGAAAAGAUUUCAGCAGAAGAAACUUUCUUAGGGUCUGGCAAACUGCUGACGACAGAAAUUACUGCCACUGUUUCAGGAACCACCAUUUCUUUGCAUAAGGAAACUAGCACUACUUCUGUUUUUGACCAAAGUUCUGAAGAAAUUGCUACCACCACAUCUGUUACUGGGUUGGUUACCGAAAAAGGAGUUAGCAGUGCUACUGGAACAGAAAUGAAAAUGAAAGAAGAUGAAAAAGAAGCACAGAGCACUGCUUCUUCAACUAAGGAACAUUCAUCCACUGUUGAGAUAGGAAAGUUAAUAUUCAGUGAUGGACAGGAAAGCCCUAGUAACAGAAUUGGAAUUGUAGAUCAGGAAUCCACUGCUCUCAGCAAAACAAUACCAAUGACAGAUUCCACAUGGCCUGAAAGCAAAGAGUUUACUGUUGCUCCUUUCUCCACAGAGAAAAGUCUUUUUAUAGAUGAAGGAUCUGGGGAAGAACCAACAUACACUAGGAAAAGCAUUGGAGACAUAAUUUCAGGGGGUGUCACAAGAAGAGUGGUAAGUACUGAUCCCCCAUUUAUUGAUCUAGGUUCUGGAGAAAGAGAUGUUAUCAUUGAUUCUACUGCCAUUAUUUCAGUUCCGUUGGAGUCUUUGACUAGGGGCAUUGAAACACAAACAAAAAAGCAGGAAAGAGAUGUCUACAGCACAGAUACUUCAUCUGUGGAAUAUACAACAACUGUUGAAGCAACAAAGUCAGUGUUAAGUACUGAGUCAGAUGACGUAACUAAGGAAGCUGGAAUAGGAAGGAAGGUAUCUAAGGACAUUCCUAGUACAGGUAAGCUAGGAGAACAAAAACAUGAAACAGAAGCAUAUUAUUUGAUUACAACUCUUCCUUCUCAAGAAGAAUCUUUUCAUCAAUCUAGAAAAGAGAUGACAACUCAUAUUGCAACAGAAGAGCAAACUAAAUACUUCGAAAACUCUGGGGUCACCUCUUCUGUGGAGUCUGUUGUUAAAAUCAUUUCUCCUGACACCAUUGUGACACGUGCUGUCAGCAGAAUAAAGACAGUAACUGAAUCUACAGAAAGUGAAAGUGGAAAAGACAGCUCGCCAACCAUCUUGGCAGAGAACAUUAUCCUUAUUGAGGCAGGCUCUGGAGAAGAAUCCAGAGAUGAGAGCGGUACCAUGAUACCAGUGCCAGAUGGUUCUACAGAAAAAGUACUUGGUACUAAUUUCCCAUUAAUUGAUCAGGGUUCUGGAGAAGUGGAUUCUGUCAUUGAGUCUUUUACAAAAACUACAGCUUCACCGCAUUCAGCAGUUAGAGGACCAGAAACACAAGCAACAGAAGAUGAAAGAGAAAUUAUCAGUGCACCAUCUGUCAAUUAUUCCUUUACUGUUGAGUCUGCAAAUUUAGUCAUGAGUACGAAAGGUGAAGUCAGCACAGUUAGAACUGGAAUUGCAAGAAAAGUCAUCACUGAGGUACAGAUAAAAGAGCAAAUGCCUACUGAAUCCGUAACAAGAACUUUUGCUAUAAAUCUUCCUUUGGAAGAAGAUAUACGUUCUGAGCAGAAUAUUUCUGCAGAAACUUCACAAAAAGUUAUAGAACCCUCUAAAAUAACAACAAAAUAUCCUGUCAUUAAAAGUACAGAAUCUACCCUAGAACAACUUUCAUUUAAUGAUACUACUACUCUAGUAACUGAGUCCAUAAAACUUGAAAGCAAAGAUACAAGCUCUCUAGCUAAACUUACAAAGAAAGAAAAAGACUGGGAAAAUAUUUUCCCAACAGAAGACAUUCACAGGUCACUUCCGAUCCUGAAGGGUGAUGAGCCAACUAAUAAAGAGAUCAUUAGUGAUUCAUUGUUUUCAGGACAAGGAUCAGGAGAUGAACUUAUUAGUGUUCCAUCAGUAGAGCCACUGAAUUUUGUGACUAUAAAAGAAAUCACAAGUACUUUAAGUCCUGAAACAUUUCAUCCUGAAAGUGUGGGACCAAGACUUUCCAUUGACAAAGCCCAAGAAUUUGAAAGUGGUCAGACUGAAUCAAACAAGGAUUCCAGUGAAGAACUCAGGCUAUUCAGUUCUACAACAGAGGCAGUUUCCAAAACAACAGAGAAAAUGGCCACUAGUACUUCUGCUUUAGCUGAAGAAAGUUCUAGGAACUUCAGUAAUAAAAAAGCUACCACAAAAGAGACAUCCCAUUCUGUUUUAAUCACUGAAGACUCUCACAAACAAGAAACUUUUCAUUGGUUAGAAGAAAAUGAAACAUACAGAUCACCAGCUGCUACAGAUAGAGUUGUUACUCAAGAGGAAACUUCACAAUUGAUGACUAAUGAAAAUGUAACUGCUGCUUCUAUAUUCUUUAGUGGAACUCCUCAUUUUGAAACAGAGGAAGCACUUGCAACAUCAACACCAAAAAUACCUUCCACACCGCUAUAUGAAAGUUCUGGAGAAGGAUCUGGCUGGGUGGACAUUUUGGGGUCAUUUCACCCAGAUGCAUCUACUACCCAUUUGCGAAAUCUGGAAAUAACAGUUGCUCCUCAUGUUCAUGAGGAAAACUAUUCUGAAGAACUGAACACAGAGACAGCAUUAAAUGGAUCACAAACUGUAUCAGUGUUAUUUUCCACCCACACAGAAGAAAAAGAGAUCUUACCAAGCCGGACUAGUGUUCAACCAAAGACAGUUACAGGUGAGAGUUUAAUAAAUGAUACAAGGAUAGAAAACAAAGUCCUCCAAAAGCUUGAUGACCUCAGAAAUGUUACAGGGAAUGUUUCUGCUUUUAAUGAGAUCACAUUAGAUGAAACAACAAUCAUAGAUGUGGAUCAUUCUAAACCAAUGCAUGAAGAUAUACUAAGUGUGCAGACAACUCCAGAUACAGAGACUCAUUCAACAUAUGGCAAUAAUGAUGGCAUGAAAGUUGAAGAAGUGGAGUAUGAUUUAACAUCUAAUCUUUCUACAGCUGAAGAGAAAUCAUAUGGAUCUGGUGAUAAUCUUUCCGUGACUAUUUCCAGUAAGUCAAUAAAUAGUGAAUCAGUAACAGCUGAGAACAGACCCAGAUCAGAUGACAAGGAUUUUGGUUCAGGGGAUGUCAUGCAGUUCACAAUGGAAACUCCCAUCCUUGGUGAAUUGCCUGAACUGGAUAUUUUGCUUCCAUCAUCAAUGGCCAGCCCUAGUGUGCCCCCCCGAGUCAGCGAAGAGGCCAAAGAACCUCCAUUUGAAACCAAACAUGUAGCACCAGAAAAUAAAACAGAAGGCCUCUCUGAAUCAACUACUUUGUCAGACAACCAAGCAAUAGCAGAUCAAAGUGAAAUAGUCUCUACCUCUGGGUAUUCAGGAAUGGAACAAGAAGAGCCUGAUGAGAGGAAGCCUUUAUUUCCUUCCUUUAGACCCAACUUAACUACUGAGACAGAACAGGCUUUGACAGCAAAUAUGUCUGUUGUAAGUAUUGUUACCCCACAAAUUGUAUCCCAAAACUUAACAGAGUCAUCUAAUAUAAGUGAAGUAAAACAUCAUACAGUUUACACAGAAACAAAAACCACUUCAACAGAAUCUGAAGAAAUAGAUCCAGCCAAACUUUUUCCUGUAACUCAAAUGCCAAAAUCUUCAGUAACUGUCCCCUUGGUUAAUGAAGUAUCAGAAUACCCUGAAGUUAUCAUUCCAAAAACUUUGUCAUCAACUGAUUCAGACAAGUCUAAUCAAACAUCAGGAAAAACCUUCAAAGAAGUUAGUUCUGAUGUUGCAGCAACUUACAAACCACCCACCAAAGUGCUGUCCACUAAAACUGAGUCUCCACUAGACUCUUCUUCUGAACCUGAAUCAGAAAGCACAUCUGUUGAAAGUACUCCUUAUAUUAGUGGACAGAUAACAGACAGAACAAAGGAGAAAGAAAGUUCCAUAAUAGAAUUGAUUACUGAAGAACUAGCAACCAUUUCUGAAGAUAGAUUUCUAUCAAAAUUUGUCAUACCAACAGCUUUUAUACAUUCUAGAGAAACAGUAGACACAGAUAUUUCAGAAGUUAGCACAGAAGAUGAAACCUCUACAGAGACAGUGAAAGAUCCCAAUCAAGUAGAUGAAAGCAGCACUGAGGGAGCUUUGCCAAGGCUAUACACCACACCAGCUUCAGUGCCACAUGAAAGUAUAGCAGGUGGAAUAUUUAAGCCAGGCCAGGCAACUGUUACAAUAUUAUCUUCAUUGUCACCAUCUCUGGAUAUAAGCCUGGAAACACAAUCAACUGUGGUAGUACAGAAGCAGUCCACAACAAUUUCUUCUGACAUUGCAACAAAACUUACAGCCCCUGAAAACAUUCCUGAGUAUAAUAAACAGACAACAAUAAGCACAGAGGAGCUAAGCACUACUGAACUUGUAACUUCAUCAUUUUUCCUUCUGGACAUUACUAAUGGAUCAGAUUUCCUGAUCGGCAACAGUGGAGAUUCAGUUGAAGGCACAGCAGUCCAUAUACCAGGUCAAGAUCCCUGCAAAAGUAAUCCCUGCCUUCAUGGAGGCACCUGUUAUCCACGUGGCUCUUACUACAUCUGCACAUGUAUGCCAGGUUUCAGUGGCGAGCAGUGCGAAUUGGAUAUUGAUGAAUGCCAGUCCAAUCCUUGCCGGAAUGGAGCCACAUGUAUUGAUGGUCUCAAUCUAUUUACUUGUCUCUGUCUGCCAAGUUAUGUAGGUGCUCUUUGCGAACAAGAUACAGAGACUUGUGAUUACGGUUGGCACAAGUUCCAAGGACAAUGCUACAAAUACUUUGCCCAUCGUCGUACAUGGGAUGCAGCUGAAAGAGAAUGUCGUCUCCAGGGAGCCCACCUGACAAGCAUCUUGUCUCAUGAAGAGCAGAUAUUUGUGAACCGUAUCGGACAUGACUACCAGUGGAUUGGCCUCAAUGAUAAGAUGUUUGAGCAUGACUUCCGCUGGACUGAUGGCAGCACACUGCAAUAUGAAAACUGGCGACCUAACCAGCCAGACAGUUUCUUUUCUGUUGGAGAAGACUGUGUUGUUAUAAUUUGGCAUGAGAAUGGCCAAUGGAAUGAUGUGCCAUGCAAUUACCACCUCACAUACACCUGCAAGAAAGGAACAGUUGCCUGUGGUCAGCCUCCUGUUGUAGAAAAUGCAAAGACUUUUGGGAAGAUGAAGCCUCGCUAUGAAAUCAACUCCCUGAUUAGAUACCACUGCAAAGAUGGUUUCAUCCAGCGCCAUAUUCCAACUAUCCGGUGUCAAGGGAAUGGAAGCUGGGAUAUGCCUAAAAUCACCUGCAUGAAUCCAUCCACAUUCCAAAGGACUUAUUCUAAGAAAUAUUACUAUAAACAUCCUUCACCAGGAAAGGGAACUCUGUUAAAUUCAUCAAAACAUUAUCACCGCUGGAUCAGGACGUGGCAGGAUUCAAGACGCUGAAUGCUAAAUGGUUGGAGAUGGUUUAAAUAUAAUUGUAUUGACUGAAAACUGCCAGAUGAAGAUAAACACACAAGUUACAUUUCAUUUUUUUUUUUAAACUCCGCCAUUUCCCAUCGGAGGAACAGUUUUUGUCCAUGUGAUGCAAAACAUAAAGUGACAUCAAGCCUGAAUUAGGGACUGCAAUGUGGAACUUUUCCUGCUCUCCAUUCCAGCUUCAUCACUGGUGGACUGCAUGGAGGACUUGUAUAUGGCAAAGAAGGCCUGUAAGAGUCAAAGUGCUAAUACAUUAACUCCCUCAACCAGGGUUACUUUCUUAAAAUGACUUUCACAAUACUAACCAUAAGUCUGUGUUACAGGUCUCUGCAUUUUAUAAUGGAGGUAGACCUAGGGUUGGUUUUUUGGGGGGUGUUUUUUUUUAACAAACAAAAAAAAGUCAAAAAAGUAAAUAAUUUUGUAUAUAUAACCAUUUUUAAUCUUUUUUAUAAAGUAAUGAAUGUUUGUGUAUGAAUGCUGCAGCUGUGAAGCGUACAUAAAUAAAUGAAGUAAGCCAUACUGAUUUAACUUAUUGGAUGUUAUUUUACCCAUGCAAAGAAAACGGAAAGAGCUUGGUAGUUCAGUAUUAGCCCCUGAGCUCCCCUGAUGCAUUUGGAACCAUAUUUCAGUUCAGCUGCUAUUCCCCUGAUGUACUAAAUUCCUAGGAAACAGGAUCACUUGUUUGUGAUGAAAUGGGUGACUUGUAGAAGAAUCAGCAUGUUGGCUAUCUAAAAAGAAAUGCACAAAAAGAUUAGAGAUCAUAGUGAAUGCAGUGUGCAUGUAGGACUUCUUUAUUUUGAUUGUUUUAUUUUACUUUGACCCAUUCAGCUCAUCAUUGGUCUGGACAUGUAUAGUAAGGUAGUAUUUAAAAUAAGCUCUCCACAGCAAGGACCAUGUUAAUUUGGUUGCUUCGGCAAAGCACACUUUUGGGCUGUGUAAAAAAAAAAAAA
Molecule: messenger RNA, 13238 nt
Organism: Mauremys reevesii (Reeves's turtle)
Lineage: Eukaryota; Metazoa; Chordata; Testudines; Geoemydidae
Gene: VCAN
Product: versican
Exons: 18
Coding region: 1402-12255 (3617 amino acids)
Biological process (GO): cell adhesion
Molecular function (GO): calcium ion binding; hyaluronic acid binding
Source: RefSeq, a predicted model, not a curated record